Pediculus humanus corporis (human body louse) is the source of this 6756-nucleotide messenger RNA. Its product is annotated as acetyl-CoA carboxylase, putative. The transcript has 29 exons. The record is from RefSeq and is a predicted model, not a curated record. Gene Ontology annotation, biological process: fatty acid biosynthetic process. The coding region runs from base 1 to 6756 and encodes 2251 amino acids. Lineage: Eukaryota; Metazoa; Arthropoda; Insecta; Psocodea; Pediculidae. Gene Ontology annotation, molecular function: ATP binding; acetyl-CoA carboxylase activity; metal ion binding.
AUGUCACAGGGAAUGAUAAACAAUCGAUCCCUGGAAAAGGAUUUCACCGUUGCGAGUCCGGAAGAAUUCGUCAAAAGGUUCAAAGGAACGAGAGUCAUAAAUAAGGUUCUCAUCGCCAACAAUGGUAUAGCUGCCGUUAAAUGCAUGAGAUCGAUAAGAAGAUGGUCGUAUGAAAUGUUUAAAUUUGAAAGGUCGAUCAGAUUUGUCGUAAUGGUUACGCCCGAAGAUUUAAAAGCGAAUGCGGAAUAUAUAAAAAUGGCCGAUCACUACGUUCCCGUACCCGGCGGUGCUAAUAAUAAUAAUUAUGCCAAUGUCGAAUUAAUAUUGGAUAUCGCUCUCAGGUGCCAAGUUCAGGCUGUUUGGGCAGGAUGGGGUCACGCGUCAGAGAACCCAAAACUACCGGAAUUACUUCACAAAAACAAUAUUGUAUUUAUAGGACCACCGGAAAAGGCCAUGUGGACUUUGGGUGAUAAAAUUGCAUCUUCAAUCGUGGCACAAACGGCUGAAAUACCGACUCUACCUUGGUCGGGAAGUGGUCUCAUCGCCACAUUUUCCGAACGUAACAAACGAAUAAAAAUCUCGUCGGAACUUUACAAAGAGGGUUGCGUACAAACUGUUGAAGAUGGUUUGGCGGCGGCGCAAAAAAUAGGAUUUCCGGUCAUGAUAAAAGCAUCCGAAGGUGGAGGGGGAAAGGGAAUACGUAAAGUUGAAAGCGGCGAAGAAUUUCCCAAUCAAUUUAGACAGGUUCAAGCGGAAGUACCUGGAUCUCCUAUAUUUAUAAUGAAAUUAGCGAGAUGCGCAAGGCAUUUAGAAGUUCAACUUUUAGCGGAUCAAUACGGUAAUGCGAUAUCGUUGUUCGGACGAGAUUGUUCCAUUCAAAGAAGGCAUCAGAAAAUCAUAGAGGAAGCUCCAGCCAUAAUAGCAAAAUUGGAAGUUUUCGAAGACAUGGAAAGAGCGGCGGUCAGAUUGGCCAAAAUGGUCGGUUACGUGAGCGCGGGAACCGUUGAAUAUUUGUACGAUACAAAUGGCAAUUAUUACUUUUUGGAAUUGAAUCCGAGGUUGCAAGUGGAACAUCCGUGUACGGAAAUGGUGUCCGACGUGAAUCUACCGGCCGCUCAACUUCAAGUAGCCAUGGGUUUGCCCCUGUACAAAAUCAAAGACAUAAGACUUUUGUACGGUGAAAGUCCUUGGGGUGACAACGAAAUAGAUUUCGAUCAACCCCGACAUAAACCUCAACCCUGGGGUCACGUCAUUGCGGCGAGAAUCACGAGUGAAAAUCCCGACGAAGGUUUCAAACCGAGUUCCGGAACGGUUCAAGAAUUAAAUUUUAGAUCUAGUAAAAACGUUUGGGGAUAUUUUAGCGUCGCCGCGAGCGGGGGCCUUCACGAAUUUGCCGAUUCUCAAUUCGGUCAUUGUUUUUCCUGGGGAGAAACUCGGGAGCAGGCUAGGGAAAAUCUUGUGAUAGCAUUAAAAGAAUUAUCGAUCCGUGGAGAUUUUCGUACGACGGUAGAAUAUUUGAUUACAUUGUUAGAAACGAAAUCGUUUCAAGAGAAUUCGAUCGACACGGCUUGGUUGGACAUAUUGAUUGCGGAAAGAAUGCAAGCGGAAAAGCCCAACGUUCUCGUCGGUGUCAUUUCCGGUGCUUUACACGUCGCCGACAGAGCAAUAACGAAUAAUUUUCAAAGUUUUCAACAGGCAUUGGAAAGGGGUCAGAUUCAAGGGUCCAACACGAUAGAUCACACCGUGAGUGUUGAAUUGAUCAACGAAGGGUUGAAGUACAAAGUUCAAGUGACGAAAAGUGGUCCGACCUCUUAUUUUUUGGUCAUGAACGGUCAUUUUAAAGAAAUCGAAGUUCAUCGUUUAUCCGAUGGUGGUCUUCUAUUGUCGGUCGACGGAGCCAGUUGCAUAACGUACAUGAAAGAGGAAGUGGACAGAUAUAGGAUCGUCAUAGGGAAUCAAACGUGCGUUUUCGAAAAGGAAAAUGAUCCCUCGCUCCUUAGAUCUCCCUCCGCUGGAAAACUUUUAAAUUUUUUAAUAGACGACGGUGGUCAUUUGGAAGCUGGGCAAGCUUACGCGGAAAUCGAAGUCAUGAAAAUGGUUAUGACAUUAUCAGCUACCGAAACGGGAACUCUCGUAUACGUUAAAAGACCCGGAGCCGUUUUAGAUGCCGGAUCUCUAAUUGCUCAUCUUGAACUCGACGAUGCUUCCCUCAUUACCAAAGCUUUGGAUUAUAAGGGAGGAUUUCCAGAUGCGGAUGUUUCCGCUCCCAUCGUGGGUGAAAAACUGAAUCAGUUGCACAACAGCUACAGAUGCAUGCUUGAUAAUAUAUUGGCAGGUUAUUGUUUACCGGAUCCAUAUCACGAACCUCGAGUCCGAGAAGUUAUCGAAAAAUUCAUGACGUCAUUGCGUGAUCCGAGUUUACCAUUGAUGGAAUUACAAGAAGUCAUUUCAUCCAUUUCCGGUCGAAUACCGAUUUCCGUCGAAAAGAAAAUUAGAAAGUUGAUGAGUUUGUACGAAAGAAAUAUAACAUCGGUGUUGGCUCAGUUUCCCAGUCAGCAAAUCGCGAGCGUCAUCGAUAGUUAUGCUGCAACGUUACAGAAGCGUACGGACAGAGAUGUAUUUUUCUUAACCACGCAAGGAAUCGUCCAAUUAGUUCAACGUUACAGAAACGGAAUCCGUGGAAGAAUGAAAUCCGUCGUUCACGAACUCUUGAAACAAUAUUAUGCCGUCGAGAGUCAAUUUCAAUUAGGUCAUUACGACAAAUGCGUGUCGGCCAUAAGGGAAAAACACAAAGACGACAUGGCGGCGGUCACGUCCCUCAUAUUUUCACACGGUCAAGUUUCUAAAAAAAAUUUUCUCGUGACGAAACUCAUCGAUCACAUUUGGGACAACGAGCCGGGUCUCACGGACGAAUUGGCAUCCAUACUCAACGAAUUGACGUCUCUCAAUCGUCAGGAACAUUCGAGAGUCGCACUGAGAGCUCGUCAAGUUCUGAUAGCAGCUCAUCAACCCGCCUACGAAUUACGUCACAAUCAAAUGGAAAGCAUAUUUUUAUCCGCCGUAGACAUGUACGGACACGAAUUUCAUCCGGAAAACAUUCAAAAGCUCAUACAAUCGGAAACGUCCAUUUUCGACAUACUUCACGACUUCUUUUAUCAUUCGAACAAGGCCGUUUGCAAUGCUGCCUUGGAGGUUUACGUUCGUCGAACGUACAUUUCGUACGAUUUGACGUGUCUCCAACAUUUAGAAUUGUCCGGAGAAGUCAGUUUGGUACAUUUUCAAUUUUUACUUCCCUCGUCUCACCCCAAUAGAAUACCGAUAAACAAAUUAAAUCACGAUUCUAACGAUUUGGAAUGUUCGCUAUCUUUCAGUCCUCAAAAUUGGUUUAGAACUGGCGUCAUGACGGCUUUUCAAUCCUUUGAACAAUUCGAAAUGUACGCGGAUGAAAUAUUAGAUUUGGUUAAGGAUAGUUUGAGAAACGUGAACGUUUCGAACAAGGUUUUGGAAGCCGUCGAAAACGCUUCGGAAUCCAGGAAUUCCGGUAGCAACAGCGUGAGCCUUAAUUUAGGCGACGCCAUAAGAAUCGAAGAACAAAAUCAGAAAUCCGAACCCAUUCAUAUUUUAAGCAUAGCCGUCAAGGAUCAUAAUAAAUCGGAUGAUUCGACUUUGAGUAAAAUGUUUGGGGAUUUUUGUCGAACGAAUUUAGAAGAAUUAACGGAUCGUGGAAUCAGGAGGAUAACAUUUUUAGUUUUAAAUAAAAAGCAAUUUCCCAGGUUUUUCACGUACAGGCAGAGGGACGGAUUUCAAGAAGACAGGAUUUACAGGCAUUUAGAACCGGGUAUGGCUUUUCAAUUGGAAUUGAACAGAAUGAGAACGUACGAUUUGGAAGCUUUGGCAACGGCCAACAGGAAAAUGUACCUGUAUUUGGGAAAGGCAAAGGUCGCGAAAGGUCAAGAGGUCACGGACUACAGAUUUUUCAUACGGUCAAUAAUUCGACAUUCGGAUUUAAUCACGAAAGAAGCAUCUUUCGAAUACCUGCAAAACGAAGGGGAAAGAGUUUUGCUGGAAGCCAUGGACGAAUUGGAAGUUGCGUUCAGUCAUCCUCACAGCAAACGAACGGAUUGCAAUCAUAUAUUUUUGAAUUUCGUACCUACGGUGAUAAUGGAUCCGGCGAAGAUCGAAGAAAGCGUGACCAACAUGGUGAUGAGAUACGGUCCGAGGUUGUGGAAACUCAGAGUUUUGCAAGCGGAAUUGAAAAUGACAAUACGAACGACUCCCAACAGCAAAACGGAAACGAUAAGGUUGUGUUUAGCAAACGACAGCGGUUACUACUUGGAUAUAUGCAUGUACAAAGAAAUAACGGAUCCGAAGACUGGAACGAUAAAAUUCGAAGCUUACGGAUCGAAACAGGGACCCAUGCACGGUCUUCCAAUCACGGUGCCUUACGUAACAAAAGAUUACCUGCAGCAAAAAAGGUUUCAAGCUCAAAGCACUGGAACGACAUACGUCUACGACAUACCGGACAUGUUUCGUCAAAUGACGGAUAAAUUAUGGAGGGAUUACAUGGAUGAAAAUCCACAAGAGGACAUAUCCAUACCAUCGCAACUGAUGAACUACGUAGAAUUGGUUCUGGACGACGAUAAUAAAUUAAUCGAGACAAAAAGACUGCCGGGAGAAAAUGAUGUUGGAAUGGUCGCGUGGAAAGUGUCUUUAAACACUCCGGAAUAUCCUACGGGUAGAGAAAUCAUAGUCAUAGCCAACGAUUUAACUUAUUUAAUUGGGUCUUUUGGACCUCGCGAAGACAAAGUUUUUUGCCUCGCGAGCGAAAUGGCGAGAAAAUUAAAAAUUCCUAGAAUUUACAUUUCCGUUAAUAGCGGAGCGAGAAUAGGUUUAGCAGAAGAAAUUAAAGCUUUGUUUAAAAUUGCUUGGGAAGAUCCGGAUGAACCUGAUAAGGGAUUUAAAUAUUUGUACCUGACGACUGAAGAUUACGCAAAGGUUUCGGCUUUGAAUUCGGUAAAAACCGUUUUGAUAGAGGAUGAAGGAGAAAGAAGGUACAAGAUAACGGAUAUUAUAGGAAAAGACGACGGUUUGGGUGUUGAAAAUCUCAGGUACGCUGGAAUGAUUGCGGGAGAAACAUCGGAGGCUUAUAAGGAAAUAGUUACGAUUAGUAUGGUUACUUGCCGAGCCAUCGGUAUAGGGUCUUAUUUAGUUAGAUUAGGUCAAAGGGUCAUUCAAAUAGAAAAUUCACACAUCAUUCUCACCGGUUAUCAGGCUCUGAAUAAGUUGUUGGGACGAGAAGUGUACGCGAGCAACAAUCAAUUGGGUGGAAUUCAAAUCAUGUACAACAAUGGAGUCUCACAUAAAACGGAGCCUCACGAUCUUGAUGGCAUCUACACGAUAUUAAAAUGGCUCUCUUACAUUCCCAAAGACAAAUACUCUAUUGUUCCUAUAAUAAAAGUAUCUGAUCCGAUAGACAGAGAGAUAUCAUACAUGCCAACGAAGACUCCAUACGAUCCAAGGUGGAUGUUAGCCGGAAGGAUAAUAAACGACGGGACCGAUUGGGAAAGUGGAUUUUUCGACAGGGGUUCGUGGGACGAAAUAAUGGCUCCAUGGGCUCAAACCGUUGUUUGCGGAAGAGCUAGAUUGGGUGGUAUUCCCGUGGGAGUCAUCGCCGUCGAAACAAGGACGGUAGAAUUGAAUUUGCCUGCAGAUCCUGCCAAUUUGGAAUCGGAGGCUAAGACUGUUUCCCAAGCCGGUCAGGUAUGGUUUCCCGAUUCCGCAUAUAAAACCGCUCAAGCGAUUCAAGAUUUUUCCAAAGAAGGCCUUCCCCUGUUUAUUUUCGCCAACUGGAGAGGUUUCUCCGGCGGCAUGAAAGACAUGUACGAACAAGUGAUCAAAUUCGGAGCUUAUAUCGUCGACGGAUUAAGGGAAUACACUCAACCCAUAAUUAUUUACCUUCCGCCGAACGGAGAGCUGCGAGGAGGAGCGUGGGCGGUCGUGGACAUGACAAUAAAUCCCAGGUAUAUGGAAAUGUAUGCGGAUCCGGAAUCGAGAGGAGGAGUUUUGGAACCUCAAGGAAUCGUAGAAAUUAAAUUUCGGAUGAGAGACCUCUUGAAAACUAUGCACAGAAUCGAUCCCGUCAUUCUAUCGAUAAAAAAUGAAAUGAUGAGCAAGGGAGAAAUGUUACCCGAGCAGAAGGCGGCCUACGAGAAAAAGAUAAAAGCGCGGGAAACGUUUUUGGCACCCAUGUACCACCAAGUCGCGGUGCAAUUCGCGGAUUUGCACGACACGCCGGAAAGAAUGCAAGAAAAAGGUUGCAUAUUAGACAUUGUGCCGUGGAGAAAUUCUAGAAAGUUCUUUUACUGGAGACUGAAAAGAUUGGUUUUGGAAAACGAAGUCAAAAACAAGCUGUUGGACAUACAACCGGACUUGACCGUAGGACAAGCGUCGUCGAUGCUUAGAAGAUGGUUCACCGAACAAGAGGGACCGGCGAAAGUGUACAUGUGGGACAAUAACGAAGAAGUCAUAGAGUGGUUGGAAAAUCCGGAAACGAAAAUGAAACUGGAGGAAAACAUGGAAGCCGUGAAGAGGAAUUCGAUAGUGGAACAAAUAAGUCACAAGGUCAAAGAGUGUCCACAAGCUGCCAUGGACAGCUUAAUUGGAAUAUUUGAAAUAUUGAGUCCUAGUCAAAGAGUCGAAUCUCAUGCUCAUCUUGAAUCUCUUUUGCAAAAACUCGAAUCCGAACAGCAUCCUUGA